Caenorhabditis remanei is the source of this 2103-nucleotide messenger RNA. RefSeq lists its product as uncharacterized. The transcript is spliced from 6 exons. Gene Ontology annotation, biological process: long-chain fatty acid metabolic process. Lineage: Eukaryota; Metazoa; Nematoda; Chromadorea; Rhabditida; Rhabditidae. The record is from RefSeq and is a predicted model, not a curated record. Gene Ontology annotation, molecular function: long-chain fatty acid-CoA ligase activity. Gene Ontology annotation, cellular component: membrane; endoplasmic reticulum. Bases 1 to 2103 code for a protein of 700 amino acids.
AUGUCCUAUCGAGGAUUGAAUUUGAUUACUCGACAAGCGAUUGUUCACUCGACUUUUCGCCAUGCCAAUCUUCUUACUCGGACUACUAUUCCACUCGCCUCCCAAGAUCGCGGUUUCUUCUUUGGAAAGCGUCGAGAGCCAAGAUGUGACCUGAGAAACCAGUCAAUUGUUCAGGAAGACGGAGGAAGAAAGGCUGCUUGGCUGGGAGAUGGUCCCCUCCAACAUGGAUGGUUCGAUGGUGCCCUCACCACUUACAGUGCAAUUAGACGAGGUCCAACUGUCGGUGGAAAAGAAAUGUUGGGAACGAGAGUCAAGAAAAAUGGGAAACUAGAAUGGGAAUGGAUCACUUAUGAGCAAGCGAUUGAGACAUCUGAUCACGUGUCCCAGGCGGUCAGAAAACUGGGAAUUGAGACGGGAGAAGAGUCGAAGAUUGGAAUUUACUCGAAGAAUCGACCAGAGUGGAUUAUCUCCGAUAUGGCUGUCCACAACUUCAGUAAUGUCUCUGUCCCUCUCUAUGAUACCAUUACUAACGACGAUAUGCACUACAUUACUAACCUUUGUGAACUCAAACUCAUGUUUGUUGAUUUGGAAGAGAAAACUAAACAACUGAUUCGUGACAAAUCCUACUUGCCAACUCUCAAAUACAUUGUUCAAUUCGACAAAGUCUCGCCGGAUACUCGAGAAAUGGCUCGUGAAAAUGACUUCCAAAUCUGGAGUUUCGAGGAGUUUGUGGAGAUGGGAAAGAAAGAGAAACCACGUCAACAUAUUCCGCCGACACCUGAAACUCUUGCAACAAUCUCGUUUACUUCUGGAACAACUGGAAGGCCGAAAGGUGUCAUGUUGACUCAUUUGAACUUGUGUUCUGCGACCAUGUCAUGUGGUGAAUUCGAGCAAAAUAUGGAUGGAGGGGAUGGAUAUCUUUCGUAUCUUCCAUUGGCUCAUAUCUACGAAAGACUCUGCACACUCUCCAACUUCACUAUCGGAUCAAGGAUUGGUUUCUUCCGUGGCGACCCCACUCUUCUCCUUGAAGAUAUUCAAGCUCUCGGUCCAGUUUCAGUUGCCACUGUGCCACGUGUCAUUGACAAGAUUCAUAAAGGAGUCAUGAAACAAGUUGUGGAUAAACCAAUUAAGAGAAUGAUUCUGAAGGCUGCGAUAGCUUACAAGUUGUAUCAUUACAAAAUGACAGGAAAAGCCACCAGAAAAACAUGGGUUGACAAGUACCUCCUCCACAAAAUUCAAAUGUUGCUCGGUCCAAAUAUCAAACAAAUCAUUAUCGGAGCUGCGAAAUCAGACUUUACUUCUCUGCAAUUUAUGAGAGGAGCGUUUGGAAUUGAGGUUCUCGAAGGAUACGGUCAAACUGAAACAUCGGGACCGACGACAAUACAACUUGUUGGAGAUACACGUAUCGGAUGUGUUGGUCCACCGAUGGCAUGCUCUCUUCUGAAAUUAGUUGAUGUGCCGGAACUCGGGUAUUACGUGAACAAGAAUGGAGGAGAGAUUCUUGUGAAAGGAUACAAUGUCACUUCUGGAUACUACAAGAAUCCAGAUGCCACUACUUCAUCGUUCACUGAAGAUGGAUACUUAAAGACUGGAGAUAUCGGAAGAUUCACUCCGGAAGGAAGUCUUCAAAUCAUUGAUCGUCGUAAGAACGUUUUUAAACUUCCUCAAGGCAAAUUUGUGGCUCCGGAUCUCACGGAGACACUCUACACUUCUUCAAGAUUUGUUCAACAGAUUUAUGUACACGGAGAUCUUCAGAAGCCAUGGCUUGUCGCAGUAGUCGUGCCAGAUCCUGAACAUCUCGCUGGAUACGCCAAAACAAAACACAACAUCGAAGGGAAGACGUACGAACAGUUGUGUAACGAUCCGGUGCUAGCAGAAGACGUGCUUCGUCACUUCGUUCAGCUGACUGAAGGACACAAUAGACCGAGAUAUGAAGGAGUCUACGCCGUCCAUCUGACUCCAAUCGCCUUCACAGCUCAAAAUGGAUUGACGACUCCGACAUUGAAAAAUAAGAGAAAUUCUCUGGCUCAGUUCUUUAAAUCUGAUAUUGAGAAAAUGUAUAAGACGAUUGAGACUAGUGAACUCAAGAGUUUGGCUCAAUAA